CGCCGCCACCUGCCGCCGCCGGGGCUGCCGCACCUGCGCGGCGUUUCUCCGCGGGGCCGGGCCGGGCAUGGCGGCGCGCUGAGAUGAAAGUGACGGUGUGCUUCGGGCGGACGGGGAUCGUGGUGCCCUGCAAGGACGGGCGGCUGCGCGUGCGGGACCUCACCCAGCAGGCCCUGCAGCGCUACCGCAGGGCCCAGGAGAAGGAUCCAACUUACUGGGUAAAUAUCCACCACCUGGAAUAUACAGAUGGAGGAAUCCUGGACCCUGAUGAUGUGCUGGCAGAUGUUGUGGAAGACAAAGAUAAGCUGAUUGCUGUUUAUGAUGAGCAAGAACCUCACCAUAAGACUGAUGGCAUCAAUGGCACUUUGACUGACAGAAACAGCCCAGACCCUUUUGAGACAGAGGUGGCUGCUCAGCUGGCUGCUUUCCAGCCAAUUGGUGGUGAGAUUGAAGUGACUCCUUCGGCACUGAAGCUGGGCACGCCGCUUUUGGUGCGAAGGAGCAGUGAUCCAGCGGUGGGCCUGCCUGCUGACUUCCACCCCAGCACUUCUCAUCCUGGUGACCACAGUCUCAAACAUGUUGUGGCAGGUGCUUCACAGCGGUCCUUUGAGGAUGGGGAGAUGACCCUUCCUGGAACCCCAGAACCGCUGGCGUCGCAAAGGGCCCGGCUUGCUGUCAGUGAAAUGACAAAAAUUGUGGAGAUUUCUGGAGAAGGUGGACCCCUGGGAAUACAUGUCGUGCCCUUUUUCUCGUCUUUGAGCGGAAGGAUGCUGGGACUCUUUAUUCGUGGUAUUGAGGAGAACAGCAGAUCUAGACGUGAUGGAAUUUUCCAUGAAAAUGAAUGCAUUGUGAAAAUUAACCACAUGGACCUUAUAGAUAAAACUUUUGCGCAGGCUCAGGACAUCUUUCGUCAGGCAAUGAAAUUUCAAAGUGUCAUCUUGGAAGUUCUUCCUCCUUAUAAUCGGGAUCAAUAUGAAAAGUCUGUUAUUGCGCCCCUUUGCUUUCUGGAUAACGAAGAAGGAGUUCCAAAAACAAAGAUUCCACCUCCUGUUCAUCCAAAACCUACCCUGAAAACAAUUAAUCUUUCUGGAACAAGCAGUUUGGAGGCAGGUGUUCAGGCAUCACUGCAGCAGACUAAGAGCCCCAACCUCCCACGACUGGGUAGAAAGUCAUCUUCACCCUCACUAUCUCCUCUGAUGGGCUUUGGCAAUAAAAAAAAUUCGAAGAAAAUAAAGAUAGACCUGAAAAAAGGUCCAGAAGGACUUGGUUUCACUGUGGUUACCAGAGACUCGUCAGUACAUGGGCCUGGUCCUAUUUUUGUGAAGAAUAUUUUACCAAAAGGUGCAGCAGUAAAGGAUGGUCGUUUACAGUCGGGAGAUAGAAUCCUGGAGGUGAAUGGACGGGACAUCACUGGCAGGACCCAGGAGGAGCUCGUAGCUAUGCUGAGGAGCACAAAGCAAGGCGAAAUAGUGUCUCUGAUUGUGGCUCGCCAGGAGGACGCCUUUCUACCUCGAGAGCUGAAAGGAGAGCCAAACUGCAGUAUUCUUUCCCCAGAAACCACAGAGCAGCUGACCUUUGAGAUUCCUCUGAAUGAUUCUGGCUCUGCUGGACUCGGUGUGAGUUUAAAAGGCAACAAAUCUCGGGAGACUGGAGCUGAUCUUGGGAUUUUCAUCAAGUCCAUUAUUCAUGGCGGUGCUGCUUUUAAGGACGGUCGCUUGCGGGUGAAUGAUCAACUUGUUGCAGUUAAUGGAGAGUCACUCCUGGGCAAGUCAAACCAUGAAGCUAUGGAGACACUGAGGCGCUCCAUGUCCAUGGAGGGGAACAUUCGUGGGAGGAUCCAGCUGGUAGUUCUCCGGAGACUAGAGCCACAAACAGAGGAUCGCUCAGACCAGGGAGCUUUUCAAAAAUCGGCAUUUGAAGGGAAUCAUAACGUCGCAGCUGCUUCCCGGCGCAACAAUGCUGUUCUUCAGCAGUUUGUAACUUGCAGUCUUCAGGACAGACUGAAAGAGCUCUCAGCGUCUGAUCGUGGCAAUGGUGAGAAUGAAAGCCCUCCGCCUCUCCCCCCUCAUCCCAGUGAGGAUCUGCUGAGUGAGGAUUACAAUAAUCACAGCCCUAUCACAAAUUCAGCAGCGUAUUUAGCAGAUCAGCAGAUCAGCUUCAGAUCUUUGACACCAGCCAAGCAGUCUGAAUCAAUUAAUCUGAAAGCCUCAAAAAGCAUGGAUCUGGUGGCAGAUGAAAGCAAAGUUAGUUCAUUGGCUGGACGCACAUCAGACUCUUCUGGCAAAGAUUUUGGUCCUACUCUGGGGCUGAAGAAGUCCAGUUCCCUGGAGAGUCUGCAGACAGCUGUGGCUGAAGUUAGGAAGAACGAACUCCCUUUUCACAGACCCAGGCCUCAUGUUGUUCGUGGUCGGGGGUGUAAUGAGAGUUUCCGAGCUGCCAUUGACAAGUCUUACGAUGGACCUGAGGAUGUUGAAGAGGAUGGUUUCUCUGAUAAGAGCUCUCACUCUGGUCAAGAAGUGCAGAACAUGGAACCUGCCUCUCUGGGGAACCCUGGAACAGAAGAGGUAGAAGCCAAAGUAAAAAAAGACAAAAAAAACAGAGAGAAGAAAAAAGAAAAGGGCAAGGCUAAAAGCAAAGAGAAGAAAAGGAAAGAAGAAAAUGAAGAUCUGGAAAAGAAAAAGAGGAAAGGCUUCGGUGUCAUGUUGAGAUUUGGAAAAAAGAAGGAAGAUAAAAGUGGGAAAGCGGAUCAAAAGGGGAGCCCAAAGCACAGUGUACUUAAAGAAGAGGAACUGGAGAAAAUGAAAGAUGAGCGUGAAAGGAUUGGUACAAAGCAUCAGGAGCUACGGCAAAAGCAAGUGAAAGCCCUGGUUGAUUACUCUACUGGUGCUGGAGGACCUGACAUUGAUGAUGAUGACGUGGAUCCAAAUUAUGCCAGAGUAAAUCACUUCCGAGAGGCUUAUCCAGCAGCCAGCAUCUACAGGCCAUCAUCACCAGCAGAAACCUUUGUGUAUCCACGUGAUGCUCCUUCAAUGCCAAUGGAGAGGGAGCACUUGGAAGGAUUAUAUGCAAAAAUAAACAAGCAGCACUACCCGCAGACUCCUGGUGACAGCGGCUGUCCAGGUGGUGUGAAUGCUGAUCGUAUCCAGAAGCUGCGGAAGGAGUACCAUCAGGCCAGGCGAGAGGGCUUACCUUUCUAUGAGGAUGACGAGGGAAGAGCCCAGCCAUCUGAUUACGAGCAGCGUUGGGUGCCUGGAAAAGGUCCAGACGGGAGCUCGUACAACCUCCACUUCGAAGGCAUGGAAAGGCAGUACGCAUCCUUGCCCAGGCGCGGACCCGCAGAGCCGCUGGAAUACUUAACAGGGCCACGAGUGAUCUACAAAGAGAGGGAUCUGCCCUACUACCAAGGAGGACAGCCUGGGGGCCACCCGUCGAAGGGGAGCUACGGCCGCGCAGCAGAGCCGAGGUACCCCCAGUACUACCCAGCGAACCCCCAUAAAGGACCCCUCCGGCAGGACGUGCCACCUUCCCCUCCCCAGCCCCACCGAGCCCCGGCUUACAGCGAAACGGGCCGAGCGGGACACCGCGGGACCAGUCCGGACCGGUACCAGUACAGGCAGCAGGAUCCCCGGCAGAAGAACGGCGUGACCGCGGCCGUAUAGCCGCCGGGCGGAUCGCGAGCGCGGCCCGGCCGGGGCCCCGCCGGACGUCGCCCCCGCGGGGCUGUUGCCCAGCGGAGCCGCCCGCGAGACUGGCGCUGCCCGCGGGUCCCCCUCGCUGAGCGGGGCGCGGGGCGGCGCGCCGUGAGCCGCGGGUACGCGAGGUGCCGGACGGCUGAGUACUUUCAAUGCUUUUUAAAAAUAGAAAGUGGCUGCUAGAAAUUCAGCGCAACACUUGCUACAGCUCAGGGCUAUUUGCCGCCUGCAGGCAGCACGGCGCGGCGCGGCCCUCCUGCGCGAGGGCCGAGGUGUCACCAGCGCGUCCUUCCGGCACGGGCGGGCCAGCAGCUCUGCGUUUCAAGGAUGCUGCGGCCGCGAGGUCUGCGGUCCGGCCUCUCGUCUUCCUCUUUCCCUUUGGCGGUCGCGGCAGUUGUCCGGUGGCCCUCGACGCUGAGCUGCUGCCGGUCGGCGUCGCUGCCUCCCGCGGGAGCUUCCGAGGAGGCCGGCGCGCGAGUCGGGGCAGGGACCCCCCGGCAGCCCCCGAGAAGGGGCCAGUGCCAUGUGCCAACCCCCAGCCGGCGGCGGAGGGGGCUUUGACAGGCAGCGGCGAGGGGAAAGGUGAGGAAAGCGCCCCGGGGAGAGGAGCAGGAGGCCCUGCAGCCUGGGGACACGGGGCCGCCGGCGCUCAGGGACCUCCCGCCGCGCGGUGCCCCAGGGAGGCCACAUGGCCUCGCCGCCUGGAGAGGUAUUUUGGAGAAGUUUCUAAGUGUCCUUAACUUCGGCCUUUCAGGAGCGCCGCUGAGCAGCUGGGGCUCCUCUCCUGGUCGGGGAGAGCCGGGGACCAGCGCAGGGAUUUGUUGGCGGUGCUUUCGACACCUUCGGUAUGCAGCAGGUCGCAAAUCCCAUCGGUCGCUUCCCAGGCACCAGGUAUCCCACACGGGGAAGGUCAGUCCUGGCGGGAGCGUGCCCUCCCACCAGCUCUCCCCAGGGAGAGGCUCCGGGGAAGCGAGCGGUGCGUAGGGCCCUGGGCAGGACUGCAUCCAGCGCGGAGCAGGAGGCGGCGAGGGGAGGGAGAGGGACGCAGCCGACUGAGACGCCAGGCCGCUGCGAUGGCGCCCCGCUCCGCUGCUCUCUGCCCUCCGCCCUAGCAGAGCGGGAGGGAACGGCCUCUGGAGGGAGGGGGCGGGCGCGGAGCGGAGCGGGGCGUCCGGGGACCCUCCGGCAGGACGGCGCGGCCCCCCCGCGGCGCUGCCUGUCCCCUACGUGCCGCGCGCAGCCGUGUGCUCCUCCGGAAGAGCUUUAGCUGCUGUUGGAUACUCGGCCAGGACUUGGCAGCCGCAGGGCAGCCGACGGUGUCGUGAAGGCCCGCUGAAAGUGAAGCGAAAACAAAUUAAAAUACUUUCCUUUCCCUGCUUGAAAUACAACCCCUGAUACAUUUGAUCCAGCUGUAAAGAAUCUUACGUGUUUGCGACAGUGGCUUUAUCAAGCCAGGCCACAAUUAAGAACAGCUCUGACUAUAAGCUACUGCCUUUAUAAAUCGCUCUCGACUAACCCUUCAAACGGCAUCGCAGCACCGUCGGCAAAGCUUAUUUACAGUGUUUCACGAGGCAGGGCCAAGCAAGAGCUGGCUGGAAAUAGCUCCUGCGUUGUUCGUAGCCUUUGAAGGACCCGCGCGGUUGCCCCCCCGCAGCCCGCGUCCCCCGGGCAGCACCCGCGGAGCAAGGCAGCCCCUCCCGAGCCGUUGAUCCUACCCCGCAGGUUAUCAGGUGAUGCUUCUGCCUUCGGAUCGGUAGAGUUUCCUCCUUCCUCCAGAAAAAAGAAAAAAAAAAAAAAAAAAAAAAGUGAUGCGGGUGAAAUACAUGGAUACGUCCCUCGGGCGAGGAGCUGAGAAGGAAGAGCCGCCUGCCCUAGCUGGGCGACCAAGAGCGGGAGGUGUUGCAGAGCAUCUCGUUAAUCUCUGGUGCCAUAUUGUUCUGGGAGAAAAUUGCCAUUUGCCGGUUUAAUAUCUGGUAGAGGUUUGGUAUUUUCAAAAGUAUAAUGUGUAACUACAGUAUAGUCAGCUUCUCUGCAGUGCAAAAUGUAUGAUUUUAGCACCAUAUUGUGGAAAAAUAUGUACCGUGCACAAUUCACGAGGUGCUACAACUGAUGGUUGAAAAUACACACUUGCAAAAUCCAAAAGAGCCGUUAAGUAACAAGUUGUUCUUUUCCCCAUAUGUCCAUAUGCUUGGGAAAAUAGUGCGUCUGAAACGCUCCCGACACGUGACUGCCUGGCGCUCGCUCGCGCUGGCCGCCCUGGCAGUGCGGGCAGGGGCGGCCGGAGCGGCGCGCGGCCCUGGCGCCUGGCCAGCCCCGCCGAGCGGCCGAAGCGCUAAGAGCUGCAAAAAUUAAAAAAAAUAAAUAAGGGAAGGAGCCCGCGGCUCUUCCCGAGUGACCGCCCGCUAGCGAGCCGGGGCCGGAGGCGGUGCCGGCUGAGGAGAGGCUGGAGGAGCCGAGCGUUGAAGAAGAGGCUCCUGCCUUGGAAAAGCACGUGCGGAGCCCUGACUUCGGCGUCGCUCCAGCCUCCCAGGCCAGGAGCGGCCUCGCCUGCCGCCGAGUUGUUGUUAUUACUAUUUUGGCAGACGGGUUUGCGCUGCCGGCACCUCCUCCGCGGGGCCGCGCUGCUCCCCGCGGGGUGCUGGCGCUCCGGGGCGAAGCUGGCGCGCGGCUCGGCGGCAGCGCGCGGGCUGCUCGGGGCCGGCGGACGUGGCGCCAGCCUGGCUGCUAAACCACGCGCGACUGUUCGGGGGAGAAACUCAGCACACGCUUCUAAAGGGGUUUUUUUUUCUAGUACCACAUCAAAGAUUUUGAUCUUUUGUUACAUAUGGCUAUAUAAAUUUUACCUGUUUUAUUUUGCAUUAAAAUAAAGGCUUUAAGGCUGUAUGCGAUUAUGUA
This is a messenger RNA of Rhea pennata, 6587 nucleotides long. RefSeq names its product par-3 family cell polarity regulator beta (gene PARD3B). The transcript has 23 exons. Gene Ontology annotation, cellular component: cell cortex; apical plasma membrane; adherens junction. The record is from RefSeq and is a predicted model, not a curated record. Gene Ontology annotation, molecular function: phosphatidylinositol binding; protein binding. Gene Ontology annotation, biological process: intracellular protein localization; establishment of cell polarity; establishment or maintenance of epithelial cell apical/basal polarity. The coding region runs from base 84 to 3659 and encodes 1191 amino acids. Lineage: Eukaryota; Metazoa; Chordata; Aves; Rheiformes; Rheidae.